Suillus paluster is the source of this 1310-nucleotide messenger RNA. RefSeq lists its product as uncharacterized. The record is from RefSeq and is a predicted model, not a curated record. Gene Ontology annotation, biological process: proteolysis. The transcript has 7 exons. Gene Ontology annotation, molecular function: dipeptidyl-peptidase activity; serine-type exopeptidase activity. Lineage: Eukaryota; Fungi; Basidiomycota; Agaricomycetes; Boletales; Suillaceae. Bases 343 to 1194 code for a protein of 283 amino acids.
CCACCACAGCAGACCUUCCGAUGCCUGGGGGUGAUGCUGUGAAGCCAGGUCAGGCCCCAUGGGUACUGGUGGGAGGAAGCUACUCGGGAGCCCUCACCAGUUGGACGAUGGUCAACAAACCGGGAAUUUUUUGGGCUGGAUAUGCAUCUUCUGCCGUCGUGGAGGCAAUCACGUAUGUCAAUUUUAUUGCAGCCACCGCCCGUAUCACAUUGACACGAUGAAACACUUCUCCUUCCUUAAAACACCAUUGACACGAAUGAAUCCGCAUACAACGUGGUCAUUCGGUCUCUUCUUGACAAAAACAGUGACUAUUACGGCUAUUUUACCCCGGUUCAAAAGUACAUGCCACAAAAUUGUUCUUCCGAUAUAGAGGCAGUGAUUACACACCUAGAUCGGAUGUACGCAGUGAAUGACACUGCUGGAAUCCAGGCGCUCAAGGAAACAUUUGGUCUUGGCAGUCUUGUACACGUAGACGAUUUCGCUGCUGCAAUUCAAAUCAACUUAUUUGCUUGGCAAAAUCUAGCGCCUUAUGCUGGCUCAGGGUUCUAUGGGUUCUGUGAUGCACUCGAGGUCAAGGAUGGUGUCAAUGCCGGACCUCAAGGAUGGGGACUUGAAAACGCCAUCUACUCUUGGGGUAAGUUCUGGACUACCGAGUGGUAUGACUUUUACUGCAACGCCCAGGAUGCUGAGACCUGUCUUGGGACGUACAACACGAGCCAGUCCCACUGGACUAAUGUCGCUGUGAGUAACGCCAACAGGUCGUGGUUUUGGAUGGUGUGCAACCAACUUGGAUUCUACCAAGUUGGCCCUCCUGAAGACCAGCCUUCCAUUGUAAGCCGCAUCCUGCAACCGAUUUACCACGAGCGCCAAUGCGUCAACAUGUUCCCUCAAGCUUUCGCCUCUCCACCUGAGCCUACUACAGCAGAGACCAACAAAAUGUACGCUGGCUGGGAUGUGGAUAUCCCACGUCUGUUCUUCGCCAACGGCCUGCGCGACCCUUGGCGCGAGGCAACUGUCUCUGCUGAUGGGCUGAAAAAGCCUAACACUACCAGCAUGCCUAUCUAUGAGAGCGAUGCAUUCCACUGCACAGACAUGAUCACGCAGAGUGACAUUGACCCGUCAGUCGUCGUUGUACAAAAAGCAGCGUUAAUGUACAUGAAGGAGUGGCUUGCUGAGUGGAAGCCUUCCGCUUGAUGCAUAUGAAUUAACAUGGAUCGAUUUUUUGGACUUGGCAGCUCAAUGUUGGCAAGGAAGGUGGCGCCGUGUCCUCGCGAUUUCCGUUGUCCCUCCCUGCAUAACUUACAACUUGG